ACCAAUGAACGAUACUUAACUGGGCCGAUACAACUCUACAAUCAAUCCAUAAACAAAAAAAAUUUUGUGUAUAAACUUUAAAUAGACGCGGAAGUAAAUAAAACAAUAAAUGCGAAGUUCUUAACAUUAGCCAAUUACAAAUUGUCAACUUGCUCUGGAUUAUGGAAUAUUAGGGUCCUGUAAAUCGAUAAGAAAGAAAACCAACAACGCAUUUAAUCAAUGUUCUCCAACGGGCUGCCGUGCAACCUGUCUUUUCCGAGCUGCCUAAGUGUCCCGAAAGAUGGUAAUGAGGAGCUCUUGCCAUCCAAUAUGGGCACAAGAGAACCAGUUAUUCUUAACGUAUAUGACAUGUACUGGAUUAACGAGUAUACCACAUCGAUUGGUCUUGGCGUAUUCCAUUCCGGCGUAGAAGCAUUUGGCACGGAGUUUGCGUAUGGUGGCCAUCCAUUUCCGUUUACUGGUGUUUUUGAAAUAUCUCCACGCGACCACGACGAGCUGGGUGAACAGUUUCAAUUCCGACAGAGCAUACAAAUCGGCUGUACCGACUUUACUUAUGAGGAAGUUCGUCGCCUUGUCGAGGAAUUGGGCAAUCAAUUUCGUGGAGAUCGUUAUCAUCUUAUGAACAAUAAUUGUAACCACUUUUCGGGCAACUUGACACAGAUACUUUGCGGCCAAGAAAUACCCAGUUGGGUUAACCGUCUUGCACAUUUCAGCUCCUGUGUGCCAUUUUUACAAAGAUGCCUACCAAAAGAGUGGCUAACACCGAAUGCCUUGCAGCAAAGUAUAACUACAAUCCAAGAGCGCGAAGACUCGGACAAUAGUCCCCUUUGAGACAUUACCUGAUCUUAAAAUAUUCGUAACUUGCAAAGUCCCAAGCGAGCAUAACUCAUCCCUGCUGUCUUAAGACCAACAAUAUUGUUAAGUUAAAUUGAGGAAAGCCGGGUUAUCUAUCGACACUCAUUUCAUUAAAGCCAAGAACUAAAUUUCCAAUAGAUUGCAAAAGUAAUAAUGUUAAUAGGUUUAUAUUAGGCUACAUUAAAAGCGAAUACAUUAUUGGCUAUUGUAA
This is a messenger RNA of Drosophila montana, 1066 nucleotides long. Its product is annotated as deubiquitinase DESI2. NCBI's taxonomy places the organism in Eukaryota, Metazoa, Arthropoda, Insecta, Diptera, Drosophilidae. Gene Ontology annotation, biological process: protein deubiquitination. Gene Ontology annotation, molecular function: deubiquitinase activity. The record is from RefSeq and is a predicted model, not a curated record. Bases 220 to 831 code for a protein of 203 amino acids. The transcript has 5 exons.